AUGCACCAACACCAAAAUGGAAUCCAGCGCUUCCGAGACACAACAACGUCCGUGGAAGCUACAACAACGCUGUCAACGUCUGAUACUACAUACCCUCUGCCAGCUCCACCUACAACACUGUCGGUAUUAAGUGUAGAGGACAGUUCGACGCUAGAGAUAACGUCCCAUGAAUCAGCAUCAGCACCACCUGGCACAGAUACGUCAUAUAUGAUUUCAUCCUCAACAGUAUCAGUAUCUUCAGCUACAGCAACAUCAAUAGAACCUGUCUCUACAGCUAUAACGUCCCCAACUACGUCUGCUGGUACAACAAUGUCCACGGUAUCUACAGAUACAACUACAACUUCAACAGCGUCUGCAUCUGCAGACACAACAACAGCAGCUAUAUCUUCAGAUAUAACAUCAACAGCACCUUCUGAUACAACAACCACAUCAUCAGUUUCAUCAGGUACAACACCAGAUACAACAACGUCAAAAGAAUCUGCAACUACGGUAACAACAUCAGCAGUGUCUACAGAUACUACAACAACAACGACAAUAGCAACAUCUGAUGCAGCAACAACUUCAACAACAACAACAACGUCAUCCGAAUCUGCAACUACAUCAACAACAAAAGCAACUGCAUCGUCAGCUUCAACAACAUCAACAGUACUACAGUCAGAAACAACUACAGUUGCAUCUUCAGAUACAACAACUCCAGCAGCACAUUCUGAUACAACAACUUCAUCAGCAGCAUCAACACCUACAGCAACAACAUCAGCAGCAGCAUCUUCAGACACAACUUCGUCAGCCGUCCCUUCUGAGACAACAACAGGACCAGCAGUAUCUUCUGAAGCAGCAACUUCAGCAGCACCUUCUGAAACAGCAACUACUACAUCAGCAACAUCAACACCUACAGCAACAACAUCAGCAGCAGCAUCUUCAGACACAACUUCGUCAGCCGUCCCUUCUGAGACAACAACAGGACCAGCAGUAUCUUCUGAAGCAGCAACUUCAGCAGCACCUUCUGAAACAGCAACUACUACAUCAGCAGCAUCAACACCUACAACAACAACAUCAGCAGCAGCAUCUUCAGACACAACUACGUCAGCAGCCCCUUCUGAGACAACAACAGGGCCAGUAGUAUCUUCUGAAGCAGCAACUUCAGCAGCACCUUCUGAAACAGCAACUACUACAUCAGCAGCAGUGUCUUCAGACACAACUACGUCAGCAGCCCCUUCUGAGACAACAACAGGACCAGUAGUAUCUUCUGAAGCAGCAACUUCAGCAGCACCUUCUGAAACAGCAACUACUACAUCAGCAACAUCAACACCUACAGCAACAACAUCAGCAGCAGCAUCUUCAGACACAACUUCGUCAGCCGUCCCUUCUGAGACAACAACAGGGACCACAACAACAUCAGCAGCAGCAUCUUCAGACACAACUUCGUCAGCCGUCCCUUCUGAGACAACAGCAGGACCAGCAGUAUCUUCUGAAGCAGCAACUUCAGCAGCACCUUCUGAAACAGCAACUACUACAUCAGCAGCAUCAACACCUACAGCAACAACAUCAGCAGCAGUGUCUUCAGACACAACUUCGUCAGCCGUCCCUUCUGAGACAACAACAGGGCCAGUAGUAUCUUCUGAAGCAGCAACUUCAUCAGCACCUUCUGAAACAGCAACUACAUCAGCAGCAGCAGUGUCUUCAGACACAGCUACGUCAGCCGUCUCUUCUGAGACAACAACAGGGCCAGUAGUAUCUUCAGAAGGAUCAGCUUCAGCAAUACCUUCUGAAACGGCAACAGAACCUGCAUCUACACCAACAGCAGUAUCUUCAACUGCAGUAACAACGCCAGGAGUAUCUUCAGAUACAACAGAAACUACAACAUCAGCAACAGUAGCUUCAGGUACAACAACGACAACAUCAACAGUAUCUUCUGAUACAGCAACAACAUCAGCAGCAAUAUCUUUAGCUGUAGCAUCGACAGCAACAACUUCAGAAGUACCAUCCUCCCAUUCAGAAACAACAGCAUCUUCAGCUACAACUUCAUCAGCUCUACCAGCUGCAGAAACGUCAUCAGCAACAACUUCAGAAGCAUCACCUUCCCAUACAGAAACAACGUCAACAGCAUCUUCAGCUACAACAUCAUCAGCAGUAUCAGAUGCAGAAACGUCAACAGCACCUUCUGAUACAACAUCUUUAGCAUCUUCGGAUACAAAUCCGCCAGCAGUAUCUUCAGAAACAUCUUCAGCUACAGCAACAACCCCAAUAGUAUCUUCGGAUUCAACAAUAGCGUCAACAGUAUCUUCUGAAACAGCAACAUCGCCGUCAGUAUCGUCAGCCGUGACAUCAACAGCAACGCCAGAAGUAUCUUCUACAGCAUCAGAAGCAACGUCAACGGUAUCUACACCAACAGAAACAACGUCAAUGGUGUCUUCGGCAGAAUCUUCGUUGACAACACCAACGUCAACAGUAUCUGCAACUUCCGCAACCUCUUCAGCAAUAUCCUCAGAUACACCAACUCUAGCAGUAUCUUCAGAUACAAUAACGACGACAGAAACUACCCCUACAACAACAUCAUCAGCUGCUGGGUCUUCAGCUACAGAAACACCCUUAACAGUAUCUUCUGAUGCAGCAACAUCGUCAUCAGUAGCGUCAACUACGACAUCAGAAUCAACAGUAUCUACACAUACUGAUACAACAUUCACAGUAGCUGCAUCUUCAUCACCCACAUCAGCAACAGUAUCUUCAGAAACAACAACAUCAGCAGUAUCUUCUGAAACUACAACGCCAGAAGUAUCUUUACCAACAGCAACGACGUCAACAGGAACAACACCUACAACAUCUGCAGCAGUUGGAUCUUCAGCUACAGCAGGACCCUCAACAGUAUAUUCAGAGGAAACAACAACGUCAACAACAUCUGCAUCUACUGCAACAACAUCAGCAGCAGUAGAGACAGAUGCAACACCAUCAACAGUCACACCGUCAUCAGUGCCGUCAGCUACGACAACGGUAUCUGCCAAUGCUGAAACAACACCAGCAACUUCAGAUAUAACGUCAACAGCACCUUCUGAUACAACAUUAUCACCAGGAGUAUCUUCAACUACAACAUCAGCGUCAACAUCUUCUGCAUCUAUAGCAACAACAUCAGCAACAAUACCAUCAGAUGCAACAUCAGCAGUAUCUUCCGACACAACAUCGACAGAAGUAUCUUCUGCAACAGGAACAGCGUCAACAGCACCUACAGCAACGGAAACAACGUCAAUGUUAUCAUUAGCAGAAUCUUCUUCUACAGCAACAACGUCAACAAUAUCGUCUGAUUCAGCAACAAUGUCAACAGCACCUUCUGAAACAACAACACCGCCAGAAGUAUCAUCAGCAACAUCAGAAACAGCAGCAGAAACAACGACAGAAGUACCUUCGAAUACAACUUCCGCACUACUUCCUAAUACAACAACAGCAUCAGUGGCGUCUUCAGCUACAAUAUCAGUGCCAACAGAAACAACAUCAGCAGUAACUUCAACAGCAACAACAAUGUCAACAGUAGGAACAUAUUCUUCACUUUCAACCAUGCUCAACAGUACAUCUUUUUUGUCAUCAUCAGAGACUUCGACAUGGGCAGUUUCUUCAGAGGAAGUAACUUCGUCACAUGGUGUCAUUUCCCAAUUCACGUCAGAAGCCAUUUCAGCACAAACUGAAUAUCCUUCUGUUUAUGCUACUGAAACAUCUCCAGUCCUAGAAUCGAGCAGCAAUGAUGUUUUCUACUCAGAAGGUGUGACCUCAGAAGGAAUAGUAAGCUCCUCCUCCGCUGUCCUUUCGACGUCAACAUCAACUGCUACAUCACAAGAUGGAGUCACGUUAUCAUCAACGUCGGAUAUGCAGCCGGCUCAGUCUUCAUCCUCUUACCUCGAGGAGACAUCAUCAUCUUUGAUAAUGGAAGCAACAUCUACUACAUCUGUGGUAAUGGCAGCAACCACAUCGUCAGCGUAUCUCGAAACAUCAUCUUUGAUAAUGGAAGCUCCGACUGCAUCUGUGGUAAUGGGAGCAACCACAUCGUCAGCGUAUCUCGAAACAUCAUCUGUGAUGACGGAAGAGGCUCCGACUACAUCCGUGGCAAUGGGAGCGACCACAUCGUCAGCUCACCUCGAAACAUCAUCUGUGAUGACGGAAGAAGCACCGACUACUUCAGUGGCAAUGGGAGCGACCACAUCAUCAGCUCACCUCGAAACAUCAUCUGUGAUGACGGAAGCAGCACCUACUACAUCUAUGACGAUGGCAUCAUCAACGUCAUCAACGUACCUGGAGGCAACAACAUCAGCAUACAUUGGUGAAUCAUCGUCACAUCUGAUGAUGGAAGCGACACCAACCACAUCUGUGGCAGUGCCAACACCCACAUCAUCAGCAUACGUCGGUGUAUCAUCAUCAUCCGUGUCAUCAGUUCAAGAACCCACCACAUCCGUCGCCCUACAACCAACUACAUCAUCACAGGUUGGUCAAACAUCGUCCUCUGCGAUAACUCAACCGCCAACAUCCACAACUGUGACAACACAACCAACCACAACAUCAUCAACAACAGCCGUGGCAACAGUACUACAACCAACAACAACACAAGUUACACAAACAGCGAAGUCAUAUAGCGGAGUAAUUAAGGUUACAGACGGAGCGACGUGGACGGAAAAUCUCAACGACAAAAAUUCGGAUGAAUACAAACAGCUAAAGCAGAAAAUACUGAAAUUCCUCCAGCAAAUCUUCGGCAAUACUGAUCUGGCUCCAUACAUCGACAGUAUUGUCAUUACUGGAUUUAGACAAGGCAGUGUUGUGGUGGAGUUUGAAGUAGGCUUUACGACUACAACGGUGGUGGACAGUGAAAUAGCCGGCCUCUUCAACGCAGGAUAUCAGAAUAUUGCCAGUCCAAAUUAUACAUUGAACGACGUAUAUACAGAUUUCACUGGUAAAGUGCCAGAUUCAAACUCUGCUGCUCCAAUUCAACAAGAAGGUAAGUUCAAUCAUCCCAUCUCAAGUGAUAUCCCAGUGCCUUACUUAUAA
Molecule: messenger RNA, 5022 nt
Organism: Haliotis rubra (blacklip abalone)
Lineage: Eukaryota; Metazoa; Mollusca; Gastropoda; Lepetellida; Haliotidae
Product: serine-rich adhesin for platelets-like
Exons: 7
Coding region: 1-5022 (1673 amino acids)
Source: RefSeq, a predicted model, not a curated record